This is a messenger RNA of Trematosphaeria pertusa, 1014 nucleotides long. RefSeq lists its product as uncharacterized. Lineage: Eukaryota; Fungi; Ascomycota; Dothideomycetes; Pleosporales; Trematosphaeriaceae. The record is from RefSeq and is a predicted model, not a curated record. The transcript has a single exon. Bases 137 to 835 code for a protein of 232 amino acids.
GCUGUCUAUAUUUGAGGUCACCGAGUCUGCCUCUCAGUCUCUCUUUGCGGAGCCUUCGUUUCAUCCAGCCACUCUUUGCCAAAUCACCACACUCCCAUCAUUAGACAACUGCACGGAUCGUUCAUCGGUACUCAUAAUGGCUCUGAUAUCGAACUUCUUCCUGGUUGCCCUCCUCGUGCUCUCCUCCUCAUCUAUGUUAUACGCAUGCGAUCCAAACACCCUAAACACCACGACCGGCGAAUACCCCAUCACAGUCGAAGGCACAACCAUCUUUGACGUCGCAGCAGCCACAGGCCGUGGCGUCUGCGACAUCGCCCGCUUCAACAUGAUGGCCGACGUAGCCAUCCCUCCCAAUAUCGGCCAAGUAAUCGCCAUUCCCCCUCAAACCUGCACACCGGACAACACGACCUGCAUCCUACCCCGCCUCAACCCCACGCGAAACUGCAUAUUCGGCGGACCAAGGCUGUACUACACCGUUAAGGGCGACACCUACGAGCGCAUUGCUUUGUACCGGCUCAACAUCACCUUAGAGUCUUUGAUGCCUGCGGCUGCUCCAGGGGAGGCGUCUACGGACGCCACGGCUCCUUUGCCAGUGGGGCAGUUCGUCAAGGUUCCGCAAUGUUCUCCGUCCCAGUGCGUUAUCCAGCCGGUUACCUUCGAGUAUGGCGUUUACAAGGAUCUGGCGGAGAAGUAUGGAUCGACUGUUGGGCAGAUUAUGAUGCUGAGUCCAACCUAUAAUUAUAGCGAGGCAUUGGUGUUGAACAGGACCAGGCCCUCGAUUGAUGUUGCUAUCAACUGUACCGCUUUGUCGAACAAUCUCACGGUUCUGGCCUAAGGACCGGGAUUGGAAGGGGUGAAGGUGGCAUCCGUGUCUUGUAUCAGGCUUUCGAUAACGUCGGACGAGACGCGAUGUGUGCAUGGAGGAACGGUACCACUCCCUAUCUCGCGGGGUUGAGUUUCGACCUAACAUAUAGGUGUUUUCCAGUAAAUAUGAAACCUGUAAUUACAUAAGCG